AUGCAGUGUCCCACAAUCAAUCCUCUUCCUGUUCACCAUGAGUGGUAUAAGCCUGGGGACCUCCUCAUUGGUGGCAUUUCUUCUCAGAUCAUCUUCUUUUUCCCUGAAGUGUCCUUCAAACAACACCCUUCUAAAGAUCUAGGCUUUGAACUUCCAAGUGUGGUGACAAAGUCCUAUCAGCAUGCCCUAACAUUGGCUUUUGCUGUCAGUGAGGUGAACAAGAACCCCAAUAUCUUGCCAAAUGUCACACUCGGGUUCCACAUCUAUGACAGCUACUAUGACACAAGGAUGACCUAUCGGACCACUCUGGAUCAGCUCUUCAAAUCGCAUAGGUUUACCCCCAACUACAAGUGUGACACCCAGAAAAACCUUAUUGCUUUGAUUGGGGGAAUGAGUUCUGAUAUCUCUUUCAGUAUGGCAGACAUCUUAACUCUCUACAAGAUUCCACAGCUCCACCCAUUUCUUCAAGGCAUUUCAUUUAACAACUCUGCUGGGGAAGCAGUGGCUUUUAAUAAUAAAGGGGAAUUGCUUGCUGGAUUUGAUAUAACAAAUAUGGUCAUAUUUCCAAACACCUCCUUCCUUCGAGUGAAAGUUGGACAGUUGGAUCCCAAUGCCUUUGAGGGAAAAGAAUUCAUAAUCAAUGAUGAUAUGAUUAUGUGGAGCAGAAGUUUUAACCAGGUCCUUCCCCUUUCUGUAUGCAGUGACUCCUGCCACCCUGGUUAUCAGAAGAAAAAGAAGGAAGGGGAGAAAUUUUGCUGCUAUGACUGUGCUCACUGCGCAGAAGGGAAGAUUUCAUACCAAAAGGACGUGGAUGAUUGUUUCAGAUGCCCACAAGGUUCAUAUCCAAGCAAGGAUCAAGACAGAUGCUUGCCCAGGAGUAUAAACUUUCUGUCUUACGAUGAACCUUUAGGGAUCAGUUUAGCGGUGGCUGCUGUUUUUUUAUCAGUGAUCACAGCUUUGGUGCUUAUCAUUUUUAUUAUAUGUAAAGAUACCCCCAUCGUCAAAGCCAACAACCAGGAUAUCACCUAUACCCUCCUCAUCUCCCUCCUGCUCUGCUUCCUCUGCUCUUUAUUGUUUCUCGGACAACCAAGGAAAGUGACCUGCUUGCUCCGUCAAUCUGCAUUUGGCAUCAUCUUCUCUGUAGCUGUUUCUUGUGUGUUGGCCAAAACCACCACUGUGGUUGUCGCUUUCAUGGCUUCCAAACCUGGGUCCAGCAUGAGGAAGUGGAUGGGAAAGAGACUGGCCAACUCCAUUAUCCUUUCCUGUACCCUUGUCCAGACAGGCAUUUGUGUGGUGUGGUUGGAAAUCUCUCCCCCAUUCCCAGACUUUGACAUGUCAUCACUAACCAAACAGAUUGUAGCAAAGUGCAAUGAAGGAUCUGACAUCAUGUUUUAUCUUGUUUUGGCAUAUAUGGGAUUGCUGUCUAUCAUUAGCUUUAGUGUGGCAUUUCUAGCGAGGAAGCUGCCAGAUAGUUUUAAUGAAGCAAAGCACAUUACUUUCAGUAUGUUGACAUUUUGUAGUGUUUGGUUGUCCUUUGUUCCAACCUACCUGAGCACCAAAGGGAAAUACAUGGUGGCUGUGGAGAUAUUCUCUAUCAUAGUCUCCAGUGGUGGGUUAUUGGGUUGUAUCUUUCUUCCCAAAUGCUAUAUUAUUUUGCUGAGGCCUGACCUGAACAGCAGGGAUCAGCUAAUAAAGAGAAAGCAUAAAUUACCCUACUAUAUGUAUUUCCAAUUGUCCUUUGAACAGCAUCCUUCUGAAGAUUUAGCCUUUGAUGGUUCAAGUGUGGUGACAAAGUCCUACCAGCAUGCCCUCGCAUUGGCAUUUGCUGUAAAAGAGGUCAACGAGAACCCCAACAUCUUGCCAAACGUCACACUUGGGUUCCACAUCUCUGACAGCUACUAUGAUGGCAGGAUGACCUACCAGACCAUCCUGGGCCUCCUUUUCAAAUCACAUAGAUUUACCCCCAACUACAAAUGUGACACCCAGGAAAACCUUGUAGCUGUCAUUGGGGGACUUAGUUCUGAUACCUCUUUCCGCAUGGCAGAUAUCUUGAGUCUCUACAAGAUUCCACAGUUGCAGCAAAUUCCAAAAUCUCAGCUGGAGGAGUCUGAUUUUAACACUAUCAACUUUAAUCUGGAAUUUUGGAUCUGA
This is a messenger RNA of Rhineura floridana, 2151 nucleotides long. RefSeq names its product vomeronasal type-2 receptor 26-like. Gene Ontology annotation, cellular component: membrane. Bases 1 to 2151 code for a protein of 716 amino acids. Gene Ontology annotation, molecular function: G protein-coupled receptor activity. Lineage: Eukaryota; Metazoa; Chordata; Lepidosauria; Squamata; Rhineuridae. Gene Ontology annotation, biological process: G protein-coupled receptor signaling pathway. The record is from RefSeq and is a predicted model, not a curated record. The transcript has 8 exons.